AUGAUCUCCAUUCUCAUUCUGGCCGAGUAUGCUCCCGGCGACUAUGAUGGUCUCUAUGGAAUACAAUUCAACCUCCUCUCCUCCUCGUCCCGAUCGGCGGUGGAUCCAGCCGACCGGCCCCACUCCGCGUCCACCUUAAAUGUGCAGAGUGGCGAACGGGGUUAUCUCUGCCGGGUGGCGACUCGACCUCUCGACUGUCGUUCUCGACCGCUACUCCCGCACGGAAGCGGGUCGGCAGCUCUCGUGAUAAGCCUGGGCUGCACGAAUGGGAUGGUUGAUGAGUAA
Molecule: messenger RNA, 285 nt
Organism: Penicillium lagena
Lineage: Eukaryota; Fungi; Ascomycota; Eurotiomycetes; Eurotiales; Aspergillaceae
Exons: 1
Coding region: 1-285 (94 amino acids)
Source: RefSeq, a predicted model, not a curated record